CCUACAGAAUGUGCUUGAACACCGGCUACCCGUGCGACUGCCUGGCCGCCGGAAAACCCUGCGAGCCCUGCAGGGCGGCCAAAAGCGGGGACGGUCAGGGGCAACACGAUUCCCCGUACGGCGCGGCGGCGGAGAACCCGGGGGAGCUCGACCACUCUGACAAAAAACCCAAUAAGGAGAGAGACCGAAACUGGGGAUGGAUUCUGUCCGGGGUCAUCUUCAUCAACAUCUUGAUGCUGGGAAUCGCGCUAGUCAGCGGCAGCGCGUACGAGCACGUGGACAUCAGCAUGUCCGACCUGCAGGUUUUCCUGGUCGUCAUCCUCAUCCUCACUUGCAUCUGGAUGGUCUACUACAUCAUCUACACGGCCAGGAUGGAAAACGCCGUGGCGUACCGGGACCAACACGCCGGGCCCGUCUGGCUCAGAGGAGGAAUGGUGCUAUUCGGCCUCCUCAGUAUCAUCAUGGACAUCUUCAAGAUAGCCAGCUAUGUCGGCUACCUCCACUGCGACUCGGCCAUCAAAAUCGUUUUUCCCGUGGUCCAACUUGUUUUUAUUUUCAUUCAGACGUACUUCAUGUGGGUCCACGCGAAGGACUGCGUACAGCUCCAAAGGAACCUAACGCGAUGCGGCCUGAUGCUCUCCCUCUCCAUCAAUCUGGUUUUGUGGAUGGCCGCCGUGACGGACGAGUCCCUCCACCAAACGGGGCACCCCGAGGGCGAGCACGGCGGCGGUCACGGCAACGACUCGCAUGACUCCUACGAACACCACGGCAACGAUUCGCACCAUUCCGACGAGCACCACGGCAACGGCUCUCACAAGUUUCACGGAUACGGACGGAGCGUCUACAUCAGUAAAGCGAGUUUUGGUGAGGACCAGUGCGAAUGCAGCCACACUUCCUGCGCCAUGUUCAAAGAGGCCUACUUCUACCUGUACCCCUUCAAUAUUGAGUACAGCCUCUUCGCUUCGGCCAUGGCUUACGUGAUGUGGAAAAACGUGGGCCGGCUGGGCGAGGCCCACGACCCGCACGGCCACGGCCACGCCCACAAGUUCCACCUGAAAGACGCGGUGGUGGGCCCCGUGGUGGGAGUCCUCCUAGUCUUCGCGGCCCUGGCCACUUUCAUCGUGUACGAGAUGGACAUGAAGGAGGAUAAGGAGGACGACCACAGCAAGCGGGACCAGGCGCUGCUCAUCCACUUCAUCAUCAACAUCGUCAUCAUCAGCCUCAUGCUGGUGGCCACUUUGGUGGGCGCCACCAUCUACAAGCUGGAUCGGCGGGAGCACGAUUCGGAGAAGAACCCCACUCGAAGCUUGGACGUGGGGCUACUGGUGGGAACCUCCAUGGGCCAGUUCAUCAUCAGCUACUUCACCAUUGUGGCCAUGGUGGCGUCGGGAGCCCAGGGCCACCUCAACAGGCUCAACCUGACCUGGGCCAUCAUGAUGGUGCUCCAGAUCGGGCUGCAGAACUUCUUCAUCGUGGAGGGGCUCCACCGGGAGCCUUUCCACGAGGAGGAGCACCACGAGGCCGUGACCUCGGUGACCAACGUCUACGCGGUAGAGCACUACAGUAAAGAGAGCAACGGUGACGAGAGAUCCGAUAUAAGCUUCAAGAACGACCUGGAGCCUCCGCCGCUGGCCGCGUUCAACCUCAUGACGCACUACCCGCACAAAUUGACCUGGAAGAGGCGGGUUCUCAAGGAGGUUUCCGUCUUCCUCAUGCUGGCCAACAUUAUUCUGUGGAUCAUGCCGGCAUUCGGCGCUCGCCCCCAGUUCGACCACCCGGCCGAAACGGAAUUCUACGACUUCAACAUCUGGGCCGCUAUCGUCAACGUGGGACUGCCUUUCGCUAUUUUUUAUCGCAUGCACUCGGUGGCCGCCCUCUUAGAAGUUUUUGUCAUCUCAUGAGCGGAUGACCAAGUUUACUUUUUUCUGUCAAUACCAGCAGUCCCCAAAUUUUUAGCAGACCGGUUUCACGUAAACCAUAUUUUUGCAAAGCGGUAUUUUAUCAAUCAAACAAAUACAACUAAACCCUGUGGCCGAAUGUCGUUUCUGGAGCCGGUCAGGGGAGAUCACGACGCCUGAAGUGCGCCGCUUGUUUUGUUUGCAAAAAAAUCCCACUUCAAAAGAUAGGAUGUUCAAAACGAAAGAAUUUCUGGCUGUUUGGAACACUUCAUUUGCUAGCCCGUCAUCGCAAAUGACGCACCAAAUGCGAUCAUCACAUUUAUGUAAGACUGCUGCUGUUAUCUCUAAUGGUAGACUCUUUCUUGCUGACUCGUCUUUCAGUCUUUUUCCUUUUUCAAAGAUGAGAUUCAUUUUUGCUCAUUUUAUGCUAGCUUGUGGGCUUACUUGUUGACAUACAAUGUCGUGUUAUGGAGAUUUGUGUACAGAAACACCUACUACUAAAUGACAACUUCUUUAAGACUCGGACAUAGACUUCAUAAUAUAUUGACAUGACAUGUGGCGCAGGGCCGAUCCGUAUGGGGCCUAUUUUGAAAAAAUAAACUAAAGCUGCUACCCACCUAAAACCAAAACAUGCACCUACCUUAGCCCUAUAUGAGUCUCCAUGAGCAGCGGUAUCAAAAAAUUUGUUCUCUUAUAAAAUCCCGAUUAAUUAUUUUGUUAUAUAAGUAUAACAAAAUGUAAAAUGGCUAUAAAAUUCUCAGAUUUUACGCUAGAUACACAAAAAUCACCAAAUGCAGAGAUAAUCACCUCUAUUUUCAGGAUCAAUAGCAAUAUUUAACAAAUCAUAUAAGUUUUUUUGACCAAAAUAGCAACUUAAAUUUUUUUCAACAGCGAAUAAAUCACUCAAUUUUCACAUCAGAAACUUAAUACUUGAGGAAAACAUUCAGAAUCAAUUAUAAAUCAUUUAUAAAUAGAUUAUUCAUGAAUUUUAUAUGCAAUUACAGCUUAUUAUAGAACAGAAUAGCCCUUUAUUGUCAUUAUACAGUUGUAUAGUUAGUUAUAUAGUUGUAGUGAAUGAAGCUAGCGGCCGCCUGACGUAAACAGAGCUUUUCUGGUGAAAAUUCUUGUGAAUAAAUUCCCGAAUUUUUCAUAGAUAUGGACGUAAAACCGGCUCGAUUCUUGGUUAAAAGCAAAAAAAAAAGUGCAGUUAGGGUUUAUUUUAUGAAAAUAUGUCAAAGUGCAAUGCUACUCUGUUAGCAACUGAGGCUAGCGGCCGCCUGACGUAAACGGAGCUUUUCUGGUGAAAAUUCUUGUGAAUAAAUGCUUAAAUCCCCGAAUUUUUUAUAUAUAUGGACGUAAAACAGCCUCGAUUAUUGGUUAAAGCAAAAAAAAAAACAUGCAGUUAGCGUUUAUUUUAUGUAAAUACGUCGAAGUACAAUGCUACUGUGUUAGCAACUGAGGCUAGCGGCUGCCUGACGUAAACAGAGCUUUCUGGUGAAAAUUAUUGUGAAUAAAUGCUUAAAACCCCGAAUUCUUUCUAGAUAUGGACUUAAAACAGUCUCGAUUCUUGGUUAAAAGCAACAACAAAAAAAACGUGCAUUUAGCGUUUAUUUUACAUAAAUAUGUCGAAGUACAAUGCCAUUCUGUUAGCAACUGAGGCUAGCAGCCGCCUGACGUAAACAGAGCUUUUUUGGUGAAAAUUAAUGUGAAUAAAUGCUUAAAUCCCUAAAUUCUUCAUAGAUACGGACGGAAAACAAUCUUGAUUCUUGAUUACAAAAAAACGUGCAUUUAGCGUUUAUUUUACGUAAAUAUGUCGAAGUACAAUGCUACUCUGUUAGCGACUGACACUAGCGGCUGCCUGACGUAAAGAGAGCUUUUCUGGUGAAAAUUCUCUUGAAUAAAUUCUUAAAUCCCCAAUUUCUUAAUAGAUAUGGAUGUAAAACAGUCUCGAUUCUUGGUUAAAAGCAAAAAAAAAACUGUGUAGUUAGCCUUCAUUUUACGUAAAUAUGGCGAACUAUGAUGCCAAUGCAGUUGCGGCUGAUUUCUCCCAUUGAUUUUUUUCACAACGUUUAAAAAUGCAUGCAUGGUACGAAAAAUAAAAUAAAUACCUUGAAUCCUCAAACAAAUCAGACAAUCCUUCCGGUUUGUAGGCUAUGUGGUACAUCUUUUGUACUUCUUGUACUGUCUUCAAAUGGCUAUGACUAAAUGAAGCUCAGCCCCCUAUGGUAAGGCGUUACGCAAAGAAUGGCGAAGUGUCAGGUCAAUAGAGUUUUGAAGUAUAUGACUCGGAUAAACGCUUCAAAUAUUUUUCAGUCGCUCUAUGUGCUCAGUACAAGGUGGUUGGGGAUCUGGUCUAUACCACUUAUCCUAUUCGGGGUCAUAGGGCAGUUGGCGCUAGCUUACUCCAGCAAACUUUAGGGAUAAAGGCUAAAGGCCUGGACUAAUUACCAUGCAGUUAAUCACAAGACACCUUUCCACACUCCCAAUUUAGGGUGUUUACUUGACCUAACGUACAUGAGAAAACCCAUUCAAGCACAGGAAAACAUGCCAACACCUUGUUUCUGUGCUGUGUAAGGCUGACGUGCUCGCCAUGUCAACCAUUUUUUUGUAGAGUAUAAAUGUGAAAUUUGUGCUGAUUGUAAUUUUUCUUCCCGUGUUAAUGUCGCGACUGAUGUUGUUGCUGUCAAUGUUUUGAAUUAAUUUAAAGUAUUUCUAUUAUUAUGUAAAUGUAUUUGUGAAAGUGUAAUGUUCAAAUGAGUGAAAAUAAAUUAAUUGCUCUGUUUAUGAAAUUUAGCUUGUGUAUGCAAAGAAAAAAAAAAAAAGAAAAAAAGAAUAAAAUUUAUUUGAGGUGGUGGGGAUGAUUGCCUUUAUGAUAUUUGUCAUUUAGAUGCAACCGCUAGUUAACCGCAAGUUAAUUUAACCAAAGGGAAUUAAAAUGGCGGCCAUCUAUUUUGGAGACAAAGGGGAACAAGUUCAAGGGCAGAGAGGAGUUCCAAACAAAGUUUGCA
Messenger RNA from Corythoichthys intestinalis (scribbled pipefish), 4906 nucleotides. It is a transcript of the gene otop2, whose product is annotated as otopetrin 2. Lineage: Eukaryota; Metazoa; Chordata; Actinopteri; Syngnathiformes; Syngnathidae. The coding region runs from base 9 to 1901 and encodes 630 amino acids. Gene Ontology annotation, cellular component: membrane. Gene Ontology annotation, biological process: proton transmembrane transport. The transcript is spliced from 7 exons. Gene Ontology annotation, molecular function: proton channel activity. The record is from RefSeq and is a predicted model, not a curated record.